AUGCAGACGAGGUCACAUAAAGAGUCACAACUAUUAGAUAUCAAACCAGAUCAUUUUGACAAUGGGGUUCCCGUUUUCAAACCAACGAUGGAACAAUUUAAAGAUUUUUACAAAUUCAAUAAAUCGAUAAAUAAAUAUGGCUUGGAGGCAGGGAUCGUUCGUGUGAUUCCUCCACAGGAAUGGAAAGAAUCAAUCUCUCAUUGCUAUUCUGAGGAGAACUUGUCCAAAGUGGUUAUCAAAAAUCCAAUUGUUCAGCAGAUAAAUAGUAAUCAUCAUGGAGUUUUUCAAAUUCAGAAUAUUGAGAGAGCCAGAAAGUAUACGUUAGAGCAAUGGAAAGAGUUGUCAAAGAAACAGGAACCUCCAAAGAGACGCAAGAGACUGCAUGAUGAAAACGAAAAAGAUUCAAGCAGCAAAUUGAAUACUGCCGAGUUCAGUGAUGAUCAUUGUCAAGAGUUGGAACGAUCGUAUUGGAAAUCUUUAACCUAUUCCGAGCCUAUAUAUGGAGCUGAUUCCGAAGGAUCUUUGUUUUCAGAUGAUGACAAUGUGUGGAACGUGGCAAAAUUGCCAAAUGUUUUGGACUUGAUGGAGGAGCGACUUCCUGGCGUCAAUAAUGCGUAUUUGUAUGCUGGAGUUUGGAAAGCCACUUUUGCUUGGCACCUUGAAGACCAGGACUUGUACCUGAUCAACUAUAUUCAUUUUGGUGCUCCUAAACAGUGGUAUCUGAUUCCACAAUCACAACAUGAGAAAUUUUUCAAUGUAAUGAAGGAUUUGUUCACGGAGGAGUACAAGAAUUGUCCCCAAUUCCUACGUCACAAAACUUUCCAUGCACUGCCACAAUUUUUGGAAAAAAAGGGCAUUACUGUGAAUCACACCAUACAUCGAGAGGGUGAAUUUAUCUUGACAUAUCCUUAUGGGUACCAUGCAGGGUUCAACUAUGGUUAUAACCUCGCUGAGUCCGUCAAUUUUGCACUUGACUCUUGGUUUGAUAUUGCUAAAAAGACUGAUUGCUGCCAUUGUAUCCCUGACGCAGUCAAUAUCAAUGUUGACCAGUUGUGGCAAAGGUACAACUCGCUAAAGAAGAAUUCCUCAGUCUUUGUGUAA
Lodderomyces parapsilosis is the source of this 1101-nucleotide messenger RNA. RefSeq lists its product as uncharacterized. Gene Ontology annotation, molecular function: histone H3K36 demethylase activity; histone H3K9 demethylase activity. Gene Ontology annotation, biological process: chromatin remodeling. The coding region runs from base 1 to 1101 and encodes 366 amino acids. Gene Ontology annotation, cellular component: nucleus. The record is from RefSeq and is a predicted model, not a curated record. NCBI's taxonomy places the organism in Eukaryota, Fungi, Ascomycota, Pichiomycetes, Serinales, Debaryomycetaceae. The transcript has a single exon.